Musa acuminata AAA Group (dessert banana) is the source of this 1482-nucleotide messenger RNA. RefSeq lists its product as uncharacterized. The transcript has a single exon. Lineage: Eukaryota; Viridiplantae; Streptophyta; Magnoliopsida; Zingiberales; Musaceae. The coding region runs from base 1 to 1482 and encodes 493 amino acids. The record is from RefSeq and is a predicted model, not a curated record.
AUGGCGUUGCUCUUGGGGCUCAACCAGAAGGAGGACGAGCCCCUCUCCCACUUUGUGAACCGAUUUACAACACAAAUUCAUGGAUUAUCGGAUGCUCACCCCUCUCUCUUGAUGCAAGCCUUCAUGAUUGGCCUGCGGCCCUCCAGGUUCUUCUGGUCGCUGGUGGAGCGGCCCCCCGUCGCGGUCCCCGAGAUGCUCCAACGUGCCUGUCAGUUUAUCGCCGCGGAAACCUGGAUGGCUGGAAAGCGGGAGGAGCACAAAAAGGUCAAGUCAGAACUGCCCCGACAGCAACAACCUACCGCCUCCCAGCGAAAGUUGGACAUACCUGACCCGAGGCCUCCUCUUCCCGCCUUGAAUUCUUCCCGGACUGAAAUAUUCCUACACGAGAGAGGGAAGGGGCUGCUCAGGGACCCUCACCCAAUGAAGAACCCGCGGGAGCUCGCAGACCGUUCAAAGUAUUGCCGAUUCCAUCGACAACAUGGGCACGACACUGAGCAGUGCUACGAGUUGAAGAGACAAAUCGAGGAGCUCAUCCUCAGAGGUCAUCUCGGCCAGUACCUCUGGCCGAACAAGGAGCAGUCACCUCGCCCAGAGGGCCCUGUCGAGCGACACAUCGAUGUCAUAGCCGGAGGCCCCGCAUCCGGAGGAAGUUCCAUGUCGGGCAGGAAGGUGUACGUCCGGUCCGCUCCCGACAAAGCCUCGGGACACGAGCCCGAGCCCGAGAUCACCUUCCCAACCGGAGCUGCUGAGCGACCCGACCACGACGACGCCUUGGUGAUAUCGGCCAAGGUAGCCAACGCACAAAUGAGGAGAAUCAUGGUCGACACGGGAAGCUCGCCCGACAUACUCUACUUCGGUGCCUUCCAGAAGCUGGGCCUGGCCAGGGAAAAUUUAAGCCCAAUCUGCUCGGCGCUCACCGGCUUCACGGGAGAUUCAAAAUCGCCCCUGGGAGCCAUUACCUUGCCUCUGACUGUGGGGACCCCGCCGAGAUCGAAGACCGUAAUGACCACUUUCCUGGUGGUCGACCUUCCCACCGCUUACAAUGCCAUACUCGGUCGACCGACCCUCAACAAGGUCAGAUCCGUCGUCUCGACCUACUACCGGACCGUCAAAUUCCCGACUCGCGAGGGGGUCGGGGAAGUCACUGGAAGCCCCCGAGAGUCCAGGCGCUGCUACCUUACCUCCGUCUCAUUGGGCAAGAGAACCAGGGCCGAGGCGCCCCUGGAAGAUCCGCGAGAAGCGAAGAAACUGGCUCCUCACCCCGAGCCGAGGGGAUCCACUAUUGACGUUCCUUUACAAGAAGCGCGGCCGAACCAAACGGUUAGGGUCGGAUCGGAACUACCCGAAUGGGAACGGGAACAGCUCGUCGGUCUUCUACGGGAAAAUGCCGACAUCUUCGCCUGGUCCCCAUCGGACAAGGGGGGGUCGACCCAGAGGUCGCGGAGCAUCAUCUCAAUAUCCCACCUAAUGCUCGCCCAGUGA